Penicillium diatomitis is the source of this 1545-nucleotide messenger RNA. Its product is annotated as 25S rRNA (adenine645-N1)-methyltransferase. The transcript has a single exon. The record is from RefSeq and is a predicted model, not a curated record. Gene Ontology annotation, biological process: rRNA methylation; ribosomal large subunit biogenesis. Gene Ontology annotation, molecular function: rRNA (adenine) methyltransferase activity. Bases 1 to 1545 code for a protein of 514 amino acids. Gene Ontology annotation, cellular component: nucleolus. Lineage: Eukaryota; Fungi; Ascomycota; Eurotiomycetes; Eurotiales; Aspergillaceae.
AUGUUUGCCGUCCCUGGAUGGUCGCUUGAGAGCUCUGCGCUGAAGCAGCAGUCUCAACCUAAUCAAGCCAAGAACGACGCUCAACCCAGCAAUGACAGCGCCACGCCCAAUGGCAAGAACAAGGACAAGAAGCGCAAGCGCGACAAUGUGACCUCGGGAAAUGUGACUGAGAUGUACCGCAAGCAUAUUGAGGGCCAAGCGGACAAGCCAUGGAAGAAAAAGAAGCAGGAGCGCCAAAAUGCAGCAGCAGCAGCAGCAACGACCCCCGCUGCUGCUCCCACUCCUACGACCAGCCAGCCCCAGGCUGCUGAAUCGCCAAACGCCACGGAGGAGGGUAAAGUUACUACAGUGGACGCUGCACAGGAGGAUGGACAGGGCAAGAAGAACAAGAGACAAAGAAAGAACAAGAAGGCCAAGGACAAUGAGAGCUCAAUAGAGAAGGAUCAUGCUGGCGGUGCGGCUCUUGCUACUGACAAGGCUGCCUCUGCAAUGAGCGCUCUGGCGGCUCCGCCAGUGACCACCGCGACUCUGACGCCUCUGCAGCAGGCCAUGCGUCAGAAGUUGAUUUCCUCCCGAUUCCGCCACCUGAAUGAGACCCUUUACACCACAGAUUCGUCAAAAGCUGUCGAGCUGUUCAAUGCGAAUCCUGAGUUGUUCGAUGAGUACCACGCAGGAUUCUCACGUCAAGUCAAGGAAUCGUGGCCGUCCAACCCGGUCGAUGGAUAUAUCCAGGCUGUUCGUCGUCGCGGUGCCGUCGCGGCCCCGAAGCGAGGCAAGCCUCUGCCUAACAAGGCUUUACCCUUGCCCCGCCGGCCCAACGGGACCUGCAACAUAGCCGACCUCGGUUGUGGUGAUGCCGCUAUCGCCCGCAACCUGACUCCUUCUGCCAAGAAGCUCAACCUGAAGCUGAACAGUUACGAUCUUCAGGCUCCUCACCCACUGAUCACCAAGGCCGACAUUUCCAAGCUCCCCGUUGAGGAUGGUUCAAUGGACGUGGCCAUCUUUUGCUUGAGUCUGAUGGGCACCAAUUGGGUUUCCUUUGUCGAGGAGGCGUGGCGCGUUCUACGUAGCGACGGCAAAGGCGAGUGCUGGGUCAGUGAAGUGAAGAGUCGUUUCGGCAAAGUCAACCGCAAAAAGUCCAUGAUCGGCGCCCAGAAGCCGCUCAGCAAGACCCAGCAGAAAAAGCAGAAGAAGGGCAAGAAGGGCGACGAUUCAGAUAUCGACGAGGAGGACAUAUUUGCCGAGGAUGCUCGGCCCGCUGCUGAUGACGACGAGACUGACAUCUCGGCUUUCGUCGAGGUCUUCCGUACUCGUGGGUUUGUUUUGCGCCCAGAGUCGGUCGACAAGUCCAAUAAGAUGUUUGUGAAGAUGGAGUUUGUCAAGCAAGGAGGAGCGCCAAUCAAGGGUAAACAUGCGACUGGAUUGAGUGCCCCGGCCCCCGGCUCAAAGAAGCGCUUUGUCGAUCGCCAGCCGGCGUCUGACAACGGAAUGACCGCGGAGCAGGAGGCACAAGUCCUGAAGCCGUGUGUUUAUAAGAUUCGCUAG